CUUUAAAUGUCUGUCACGGUUUGUGAGUUUUUAAAGGGACAGUACUGUUCCUCUGCAUGUGCUUUGUGCUUCCUCCGUUUUAUAAGCUCCCAAAGUCUUUCUUCCCUCUUUGUCCCACUAAUCCCACGAAGCAGCCAACUCUCUCUCUCUUCCCCUAAAAGGUCAGUGCUUAGCUGAAAUUUACAUAAAGUAACAAAAACCAAACACAAUUUUUCAAUCUCUCUCUCUCUCUCUCUCUCUCUCUACCUCUCCAAUACCAAACAUGUCACAAUCUUCUUCUUCUUCUUCUUCUUCUUCAUCUUCUUCUCCUUCUUCAUCUUCUUCUCCUAUAUGGUUGUAUUCUUACAUAAAGCUUAAAUUCUUUAAUCGAAUCCGACGGUUCCUGCGUUCCAAAACUGCUCGCAAGCGAUGCAUGACAACAGUUGGAUUCCAAACGCCAAAACCCAACAGCAAAGGUGUCAUCACCUGCAACAACGAAGUAGCAGAAGUUGCUGAAGUGGCUAUGGAGAUGGAGACGGAGAUGAUCAGUGGUAGGGAGGAUGAUAUGGUGGGGUUGCAAAGGGCCGUGAAGAGGCUUCACUUCGGGAGCCGGGAUGAGAAAGAGAUGGCGGCUAAGGAGAUUCAGAGAUUAGCCAAAGACGACGUCAAGGUCAAGAAGUUGGUGGCAGAGCUUGGUGUUAUACCUGUGUUGGUUAACAUGGCUGCUUCUGAUGUGAUCGAUCGCCGUCGAGAAGCAAUCAUGGCUCUCAUCGAGCUUGCCAAUGGGACUUACACGAACAAGGCACUUAUGGUGGAGGCAGGAAUUUUAUUGCAACUACCCAAAAACGUUGAUGCUCUAGAUGAAUCAACAAGGAGCGAAUUCGGUGAAUUAUUGCUGAUGUUAUCUUCAUUAGCAAAUACAUCGUUUCCUCUAGCCUCUUCGGAAAUGGUCCCAUUUCUAGUUGGCAUUCUGGGGUCAGCUAAUUCAAGUAUUGAAACAAAAGAGACAUGUUUAGGUACUUUGCACAACCUCUCCACAGUUUUAGACAAUGCAGGACCAUUAGUCUCUAAUGGAGUAGUCGAAAUUCUCUUGAAGCUACUGCUAGUAAAGGAACUUUCUGAGAAAGCUCUUGCAACAUUAGGGAACUUGGUGGUGACAUUAAUGGGAAAGAAAGCCAUGGAACAUAGUCCAGUUUUGCCAGAGAGCUUGAUAGAGAUUUUGACAUGGGAAGAGAAACCCAAAUGCCAAGAGUUAUCAGCUUAUAUUUUAAUGAUUUUAGCCCACCAAAGCUCAGCUCAGAGAGAAAAAAUGGCUGAUUCAGGAAAUAUCCCUGUACUGCUUCAAGUGGUUUUGCUUGGCAGCCCAUUAGCUCAAAAGAGAGCAUUAAAACUAUUACAGUGGUUUAAGGAUGAGAGGCAAGCAAAAAUGGGGCCUCAUUCGGGGCCACAGACAGGAAGGAUUCCAAUGGGUUCACCUGUAAACAAAAGAGAAGCUCAAGAAGGAAAGAAAAUGAUGAAGAAUUUGGUGAAACAGAGUCUCCAUAAGAAUUUGGAAAUCAUAACAAGAAGAGCUAAUGCUGCUGAGGAUUCUUCUAAGCUCAAGGCAUUGGUAAUCAGCACAAGCUCCAAGAGUUUGCCUUACUAAUUGGAAGUAUACACAAAUUUUUAACAUACUUUUUAAUUAUUUUUUUUUUAGACUUGUAUCAUUAAAAAACAAAUGCUAUUCUUUGACAAAUAGCAUAUAUUUGAUGGGCAAGGAUUUACGAACAUUUUCCAUAGAAGGAAACAAAUUACAAAGUCCUUGAAAAAAUAGAAUGCAUUUCUUGUGCAUGUAAAGCUUUCAGCUUAUGGUCACAAUUUGUAAAUCUCAGAGAUAUUGGACUAGUAAUUUAUCCCUUCCUGCA
This is a messenger RNA of Ziziphus jujuba (common jujube), 1883 nucleotides long. Its product is annotated as U-box domain-containing protein 4. Gene Ontology annotation, molecular function: protein binding. The coding region runs from base 263 to 1624 and encodes 453 amino acids. NCBI's taxonomy places the organism in Eukaryota, Viridiplantae, Streptophyta, Magnoliopsida, Rosales, Rhamnaceae. The transcript has 2 exons. The record is from RefSeq and is a predicted model, not a curated record.